ACAUCCAGUUGUGGCUGAUGACAUACUUGUCGUUUCGAUGAAACUUUUGCAGGUUUGUAAAACAUGUUUUUAAAAGAAGUAUUGAAAAAGAUCUUUAAAGGAAACACUCAUUUGGUGAAUUUGUGCAUUUUUUUGGCCUUAAAACACUUCAAGACAGUUCACUUAUAUCAAACUUGUGCCGAAGAAAAUAGAUUCACGUGCUGAGUCGGUGUAGAAAGAAAGAAAUAUGGCGACCGGAGGAAAAAAUAUCCGGAGCGAGAGCAGGAAAGUUUCGGAGAGCUCCAGUAGCGAGCUUCGUCUUUCCACGUCUUCCUCGGACGGUAAAGAUGAUAAGGAAGUGAAGGAGAAGCUCUCCGGUGUCGUGAAAGGCGUCCACGCCAAGCUGAGGAGGAAAUACCGCGAAGUUGGAGACUUUGACAAGAUCUGGCAGGAGCAUUGUGAAGACGAGCAAUCCCUGAGCGAGUACGCCUGCGCCAUGAGACUCCUGGCCGUGGACCACUGGAAGAAGACGACGCCCAGCGACCACGAUCGCAUCGAGUGGUGCAGACGGACGUGCUACGAGUUCUUCCGCGGCGGCGGGCUGUCCAAGUGUCUGGAGAAGGACGACAGGAGGAGGCAGCACGCGCUAGGGGGCGCUGCUAACGGGGACAGCUGCGAAACGGAGAGGAAAAGGAUGAAAACGGCAGACUACAACACAAUAAAACUUCCCUUCACCAGUAAGAUCCGGCUACUGGACGUCGGCAGCUGCUACAACCCCUUCAUGGAAUUUGAGGACUUCCUGGCCAUAGGGAUCGACAUCGUACCUGCUGUAGAGAGUGUUUUCAAGUGCGACUUCCUCAACCUCCAAAUCCAGGAGCCUCUACAACUGGCGCCGGACACGAUAGACACUUUUCUCCGAGGAAGCUUACGCAGCCCGCUGGAGAGAGUACCUCGUGAAAUCUUCCACGUCGUCGUGUUCUCCCUUCUACUGUCGUACUUUCCCUCGCCGUACCAGCGGUGGAUAUGCUGCCAGAAGGCGCACGAACUUCUCGCACUAAACGGACUCCUGUUGAUCAUAACACCGGACUCGAGCCACCAGGGGCGCAACGCGGCGAUGAUCAAGAGUUGGAAGAAAGCGAUAGAGUCGAUGGGUUUCCAGAGGUGGCGGUACGGCAAGGACAGGCACUUGCACCUCAUGGCAUUCAGGAAAGUCUCGCGGGACACGAGAAACAAUCUCCUGAACAACGACGCCACGCCAGACAUGCUGUACAUACCACAGGACUUCAACGAGUUCGAGGAAGAGAGUGUGUUUACGGACGCUUUCACACGCUCAGACAGCGAAGAGAGACUAUUGGUGGAAGGUUUCGGGGCGUUGCCGGAAGGAAUGAUGGACGAGCUUGAUUUCAGUUAGGGUCACGUCGCAUUGUGUCAUGUCUGUGUUCUGUAUGUAUGGUCGCCCAUUCCACUGUCAUGUGCCAUAUUAACCAUGUAUGUGCUGAUCUCCGAGCAGAACCUACGGCGGCAUAAGAUAGUAUCAAAACUGCCUAAGGGUUGUACAUUUGCCACCUAGGAUCUAUCCUCACUCAUCAUCAUCAUAAGGUUCCGUGCCAGUACUGCCAUGGCCUUCUCGUUAGCUUCUAGCAGGUCAUGGUUGGAGGUGUUAAGAUGAUGAUGCUAUCUUACGCCACCAUUGGAUCUGCUUGGAGAUUACUGAGGUUGCCUUUUUGGCGCUAAAGUUGUAUCUGUCAGUGACAGAUGCUCGCCGCUUCAAUCAAAUUGAUAGGUUCACAGAUUUUAUAAGUCAGAUCCUUAAAAAUCUGUGAGGAAUUUGAAUUGGUGCGGAUUUGGUACGGUCUGAAAGCCAAUCUGCCCUAUCCAAGCCAAUGAGGAAUACAAACAAGGAGUGGAAUAUUACAUAGAAAACUGUAAUCAAUAUCUAUAUGUGGAAUAAUAUCAUGUGUAUUGAUAUUUACUACCAAAUAUAUGCAAUAUUCAUCUACAUGUAUGUACCUGGCAGCAUCUAACCCAAAAUUUUUGUAAAACUAAGAGGGCAAAAGAUGACAAAUCAUUUGAAAUCAGAUUUUAGAAAGGGAAAGAGCUAAGUUUUUUCUAUUGUUUUGUCUCUAUCAUGUGUUCUGCUAUAUAUCAUGUUACUAAAAGUAUUUGUAUAUUUUGCAAUAAAUGUGUAAAACAGUGUACAUGUAUAUGAUACUUAUAUGCUGUUGUGAUAUUUGUAUACUUGUUAUGCCGUUAAAUACUGCCUAAAGCAGCUUUUGUUUUAUUAUAUAUCAGUGCAGCUGGUCAGACUACCUCUUCUUUGAAUUAGCGAAAAUUAUCAAAACUAUAAAAGUUUUACUCUUGUGGCAAAAUCUAAACUCUGAUAUGCUAAAAGUCUGAUAUGAAAAUUAAAAAUAAAUUGAUACUUUAUUUCACAGCAAACUUUGACCAUAUUUUUCAGUCUUGCUUACUUGUCACCUUGAGAAAUGGAACUCAAAACUAGGACAAACUGUUUCAAAUGUUUCUGCAACUUCCAUUUAACAAGUUCUUUUGUGAAGAGAUCGAGUUGUGUUGUGAGAAGACAAGCAUAAAAUGUAUGACAUCACUUGUAAUUCCACCACAUAUCCUAAGACCGCCACAUAGAAAAAAAUGGUGAAUCUAAGGAAAUCGGCUAAUGCAAAAUCAGCAGUUUCUGAGGUAUGCACACUUUGGAUAUCAUAGCCUGGUAUCCAAACCUAUUAUAGCUCCCGAGUUUCCUCUGUCCUCUCCAAACAUAGAAGAGAAGUUGGGAGUUCUAAUAGGUUUGGAUAUCAUGCCACAGGCAUCCAGGUGUUCAAAACAGUCUUGAGAACAACUCAAUGGUAAUUUUUUUUUUAAUGUGAGGGUUUUAGAGUACCCAGCAGAAUCUUGAGAGUUGAUGUCAAACAUAUCUAAGAAAGAGUGUGAGAAGUUUGAGCAGUAUUUUCAGAUUGUCAUAUCAGGAAACUUGAAAGAGUCCUCAUCUGAUAUGUGUUGGUUUGUGUUGAACUAAAAUCCAAGCAGAUGAAAGGAUCCGACGCCAUGUUUUUGUGUUCCCAAAUCUGGGGAAGACGUACUGUGAAUCACUGAGGCUGAGUCGGACCCUUACGUCUGCUUGGAGACUAAGUACAGUGGCAAAGGAAGAAGAUAAGUUGGCUAAGUUGAGAUGGAAGGAGGGAUGAGACUAUUUAUAGAAUGCCUAGAACUAUUGAAAUGGAGUUGCACAUUUGAAUCUCAACAUGUUCUUGGUUGGGAUGACUUGUUCACUGUUGGAGUUCUCGUUGGCCUUUGAAUUUGUUCACAUUGUAUACUUUGAGACCAUCUGAAUGCACAAUUACAUUCACUGUUCCGUUUAUUCCAUGCAGAAGAAACACUGGAAUAAAAAAGUAAACUUGC
This is a messenger RNA of Branchiostoma floridae (Florida lancelet), 3390 nucleotides long. RefSeq names its product S-adenosylmethionine sensor upstream of mTORC1-like. The transcript is spliced from 4 exons. Gene Ontology annotation, biological process: negative regulation of TORC1 signaling. The record is from RefSeq and is a predicted model, not a curated record. Lineage: Eukaryota; Metazoa; Chordata; Leptocardii; Amphioxiformes; Branchiostomatidae. The coding region runs from base 227 to 1390 and encodes 387 amino acids.